This is a messenger RNA of Dentiscutata erythropus, 907 nucleotides long. The record is from the annotation of a GenBank genome assembly. Lineage: Eukaryota; Fungi; Glomeromycota; Glomeromycetes; Diversisporales; Gigasporaceae.
ACAAAUCCGAACAAGUUACUGAAAUUUCUACUCACAAAGCAGUUUUAAUGAUAGAUUAUUUUGAUAAAGCUGUUGUACCACCAGAAAAAGCUGCUGAAUUACAUACCUCAUUCAUUAACUUUCCUAAUGAAUGUUCAUCUAUUCCAACUAAAAUUAAAGAAAUAAUUACAAGUCGUCGACAUUUUCUUGAAAAUGAACAAUUCACACUUGUUCUUCGAUAUGUAGUUGAUGCAAUUGCAAAACUUGAAUCUAAUAAUAUAACUUUAGGUGAUAUAUUUGCAGAAUUAUUACUUAUUUAUAAAAAAUUAAAAUCAAGUGAAUAUGAAGAUUUUGAUUAUGGAUUGGUUGAGCAUGCAAAAGAUGUAGUUAAUUUUCGAGCAAAAGAAUUUGAUGAACCUAUAUAUAUAUUAUUUAGCAUUUUUUUUAAAUCCAAAAUUUCGCAAAAUCGCUAUAUUAAAAAACUAACCUUUAAUAAUAUGAUAGUUUAUGCAUUGACAUUUGCGCAAAUGUGGAAUUUUACACGUGAUCAAGCAUUACAAAUUUCACAAAAAUUAUUAUUAGACUAUUAUAAUAAUGAACCACCUUUUAACUUAACAACUUUAAAACCACAUGCAUAUUGGAAAAAGGUUUCUCAUCAAGCUGGGGCAUUAAAAAACCUAGCAUUAAAGAUAUUUGCUAUUCGUCCUCAUUCUGCUGAAGUUGAGCGACUUUUUUCACAUAUGGAUUUAAUGAAUGAAGAAGAUAAUGAGUUAGAAUUUGAUCAUAUUCAAGAAAUUUACUUAGAAUCGUUACCAAAUAAUUCAGAUUUAUUUCUGGAAGAGUUUAUCAAUUUUGAUGCUAUUGAAGAAUUAACUUCAAACGAAGUAAAAAAAAUUUCAGAUGAAGCUAAAAAUACAACAAAUUGGAC